Molecule: messenger RNA, 1755 nt
Organism: Vespa velutina
Lineage: Eukaryota; Metazoa; Arthropoda; Insecta; Hymenoptera; Vespidae
Exons: 13
Coding region: 1-1755 (584 amino acids)
Biological process (GO): detection of chemical stimulus involved in sensory perception of smell; sensory perception of smell
Cellular component (GO): plasma membrane
Molecular function (GO): olfactory receptor activity; odorant binding
Source: RefSeq, a predicted model, not a curated record
AUGCUUUCGAAGGAGGAAGAUUAUAUUGACAACGAGUAUUACACUAUGAAUCGUAAAUUUUUUCGUUUAAUUGGAUUGUGGCAAGGUCAGACGUCGUCUAAGAACAUAGUUUAUAUUUAUUUCAUUAAUUUAAUACUAACAUUUGCAUCAAUCGGGCAGAUACAACUUUUGUUCACGUCAGAAAGAAAUUUAAUGUCAAUCGCCAAAUUACUGGAAACGGUUUUGCCUACAUUAUGCUUCAGCUGUUGCUAUUGCAAUCUAUUAUUGAAUGAUAGAAUUAUGAAGAAAAUUCUUUAUCGUAUUAAGUCCGAUUGGGAUGACCUAGCAGACGAAUCCGAACUAAUGAUAGUGAAGAAAUAUGCUGAAAUUAGUAGAAUUUGUACAAUAAUAAUGACAGUCUGCUUUUAUAUUUAUGUAGUAUUUUUGAUAUUUCCAUCAUUGUUAAGUGUGUUUCGGUAUGUUUUUGGUGAUAUAAGUGAAACGGAAUUAAUAUUACCAAUUCGUGCUGACUAUUUCUUGAAAAACCUAAUGCUUUAUUAUAUCGGACUUAUAAUCGAAUACGUAAUUAUUUUAGUCACGUGCACGGUAGGAAUUGCUAACUAUUCCAUGUUUAUAGCAGUUGUACAACAUGCAUGUGCACUUUUCUCCAUUGUCCAAUGGAAGGUUAAACAUAGAUACGAAAAACUUCCACAUAAUUCUUAUUAUGUCAAGGUUGAAAGUGAAUUGGACGAGGAAAACGAAUGGAUAGUCGAUCUCAUAAAAUUCUAUAAAAGCGCGAUCGAGUUUGUCGAUUUAUUAAAAUCUUUUUACGAAUCCGUUCAAAUAAUCGCAGCAUUAUUGUCGUUUACAUUUGUCCUUGUAGAUUAUAUUUACUUAUUUCAGGUAUUGUCUUUUAGCCUUAACCGAAUCGAAGGAAUUGAGAAGCUCCUGUUUAUAGUUUGUUCUAUGUUUGUAAUAUACAUUUAUACUUACGUCGCUCAAAAUUUAAUGGAUCACAAUGCUAACAUAUUUUUAAUAUUUUGCCAAUUUCCGUUUUAUUCGUUAUCUUUGAGAAACCAGAAAUUGUUACUUUUCUUGACAAUGUAUAGCAUGAGGCUUUGCGGUAUAUCCCUGAUGGGCGCAGUGUUUAUAUCCCAUGAAUUAUUCGCAAAAAUGAAGAAAAUACUUUAUCGUAUGAAAUUCGAUUGGGAUGAAUUAGCGAACAAACCAGAACUAGUGAUUCUAAAGAAAUAUGCUGAAAUUAGUAGACUUUGUACAAUAACAAUCGCAAGUAAGUGGUUAACAUUAUAUACGGAGUAUCAGAAUGUUCGGUUUCGUUACGUCAUUGGUUCUAUAGGAGAAACUGAAUUAAUAUUGCCAAUUCAUAUUGAUUAUAUCAUGAAAAACCGAAUGCUUUAUUAUAUCGGGCUUACAACCGAAUACGUAACUAUAUCAAUCGUGUGCACAAAAGGAAUUGCUAAUUAUUCCAUGUUUAUUGCAAUAAUACAGCAUGCUUGUGCACUUUUUACCAUCGUUCAAUGGAGGGUAAAAGAAAGAUUUGAAAGAAGUCCACCUAAGUCUUAUUAUUGCAAUGGUGAAAGUGAAUUAUUAAAUGAAACGGAAUGGAUUGUUGUUGUCAUAAAAUUCUAUAAACACGCGAUCGAUUAUUUCAGAUAUUUACUUGGACCCUUAAUUGGACCGAUAUAUUUCUGUAUUGCCAAGUGGUGUCCAAUAAGUUCUUACUGUUUCCAUUACAUAUCAAAUAUAUUUUAUUAG